AUACGAAUCGACGACGCGGCCACACCCGAAGUGGAAAAUAUUCAAGCCAAGCAAAGCAAAACAUUGAUUAACUCAAAAUAAAUAUCUGGAUCAGUCGAAUUUCUGGUUAAUUUUGUUCAAUAAGUCGUAAUUUUCGAAUGUCGCAUUGAAAAAAGGUGGUUAAAGUGCGUUUUACUUUAAUUCAAAGAAGAUUUUCUGGAAUAGAAGAAUCGAAUUGUCAAUUGAACAAUUUUGCGUCGACAAAUAUCAGUAGCCUGGACUGAGUGAAUAAAAUCAAAGCCAAAGUGAUCUGUUCCCAAAUUUCAGUCCCAAUUCAGAAGUCAUCAUUUCCCAUUCGAAGUGUCACUGUUCAAGACAGUGCAAAAUUCCAAUUCCAAAAAUGGCUGCCGUCUACUGCCAAAUCAAGGAUUUGACACUGCACGCACAUUCGUUCUACAUAAAUGCGCUGAUCAUUGCCAAAACGGAAAAGAGAGCCGUUCAACCGGGACGGAAUGUGAUCACAUUCACAGUGCGCGACACAAAAGAUCAUUUCAUCAAUUGUACGGUUUGGGGCCAGGACCAAUACAUCGAUGUGUGUGCACGUGUCCACAAAAUUGGUGACAUCAUCUCUAUCUACACGCCAAAGGUUCAGCAGAAAAACAACGGCAGUGAAUAUCAUCCGCGGACAACGUCACCAUUCGAAUUGACUGUGAGCGAAGGCAAAGCGUACAUUCAUCGGGUUAACGAACAAUCGGACGAUUUACUUCGGCUUCAAUGCCUAGCAGUUAAACCUACGAGUCUAGCGUUGAAGUUAAACGACCUGAACUUCUACUCCGAUUCAAAGGUUCUAUCUGUCGAUGUGGUUGUUUUGGUGAAAUCUAUUGAGCCGGCGCGUCAAGUUCAAACAAAAUUCGGCGUUAAAACCAUGCGUAAAGUAUACCUGAUGGACAUGACAACAGAAUCGAUUUCGAUGACCGUAUGGCACGCUGAGUAUCAAGAGCGAAUGGAUCAAUGGAAGCCACUGGAAACGGUAUUACAUUUGGUCGAUGUUCGAGCCGAAUACUCAGAGUUCGAGCGUUCAACGGUACUUUCGGUGACAUCAAAAACGAUUAUCGUGGAAAAUCCGAUGUAUUCAUCACGGUCCAAUGAAAUUUUGGUCUACCUUCAUGAAUUGGAUGCGGAAAAAUUCAACGAAUUGAAGAGCAAUCAACCGAAAGCAGUGGUCAAUGCGGCUACAAUCAAAGAUGUGAUGACAGUUAAGGGCAUCCUAAAUGCCAUCGAACGUGAUCCCAGCAAAGAGAUUUCGGCCAUUGUUUACGGUGUAAUCACGAAAUUCGACAUCACCAGUGGUGUGGUGAAAAGUUGUGUCCAUUGCAAGCGCAUGUUGCUCCGAAAUCGCAACGAAUGUGGAACAGCCAGCUGUGAGACUUCAACGACAAAUGGGCCACGAUAUAUUGAUAAAAUUUUCAUGGCCGUUUCGGUGGCUGACCAUUCUGGUACAUUGAACUGUCGAAUCAACGAUGAAUAUGCUGUGAACAUUCUUGGCCACACAGCACAACAGCUUAAAGCAUUGCCAGACGACGAUGUCAAUGCCAUUUUCGAGAAUUUCAUGCUGCAACGGUUCGCUGUUAAAAUGAUCGUUCGGCCAAAAUCACAAACGGAAUACUUUGCAAGCAUUUUGAGCAUCGCAACAGAACCACCCAAAGAUGUGGCUAAGGCAUUGAAACUUUGAAGAGGUUUUGAGCUUUUUUUAACAAUUUUUUUUUUGACUUUUUUCCGUUUUUGAAAAGAAGAGUAGAAACGUCCAUUUUUCAAAGGAUUCAGCAGACAAUUCUAAUCCGAUGAGUUAAGUUACCAACAAAAGCUGUACUAAAAUAAGAGAUAAAAUCUAUCGAUUGAAGAGAAACAAAAUACUGUACGGAAUUUCAUUCUUUAUUUUGAAUAAACCAUGUUGAACGAUGACACUUUA
Sitodiplosis mosellana (orange wheat blossom midge) is the source of this 1948-nucleotide messenger RNA. It is a transcript of the gene hdm, whose product is annotated as protein hold'em. Bases 380 to 1711 code for a protein of 443 amino acids. Gene Ontology annotation, biological process: resolution of meiotic recombination intermediates. The transcript is spliced from 5 exons. Lineage: Eukaryota; Metazoa; Arthropoda; Insecta; Diptera; Cecidomyiidae. Gene Ontology annotation, molecular function: single-stranded DNA binding; single-stranded DNA 3'-5' DNA exonuclease activity. The record is from RefSeq and is a predicted model, not a curated record.